AUGAGCAUCAUGCUGCCGACGACCACGACCCUUUCCACAUCCGAGGACGCCACUUCCAUGCUCGGCGCAGGCGUGCUGUGGCCACUUGUGUGUGGUACCCUGGGGUGCGUGGUCGCAAUCGCCUCUGUCCUCUGGGUGCGGCAGUCGCGGCGCGAGAAGCCACCGUCGCCAGUCGCGUCAUCAGACUCGUCGGUCAGCUCCUACUUUAGCUUGCGCAACGGACCGAGCGACCUCGGAGCCACAAACGAGCUGCUCCGAAGCACCAACCCGAUCUUCGAUCUGAUGGACUCGAUGACGACGGACCCGCCGUUUGAGACGUGCACUGAAUCGGCGUACUCGCUGAGCCCGUCGUUUGCGGGCGGCAACAGCAUCUCGACGACGCACUCGACCUUGCUCAACAGCAGCUACUCGGAAGACAUCUAUUGCAGCGUGCUCUCGGACCGGUUGCUCUUGACCGGAGGCCCGUCCGAGCUUUUGGAAGAAGACGACGACGCGUCACCCCCCCAGCUUGGCGACGACGACCAUUCGUCACUUUAUGACGACGACGACGACAAGGAGGAGGAUGACAGCAGCAGCAGUGCGAUUGAAGUGCUGCACUCGGGCUACGGCGUCGAUAUGGCGGCGCUCCAAGAAACCUCGUCCCUGAGCCCGUACAUGGACACGACACGCUUCCAGGCCAUGCUCGACACACCCGUGUACCUCGGCCAGAACGACGUCUGA
Messenger RNA from Saprolegnia parasitica CBS 223.65, 720 nucleotides. RefSeq lists its product as hypothetical. The record is from RefSeq and is a predicted model, not a curated record. The transcript has 2 exons. The coding region runs from base 1 to 720 and encodes 239 amino acids. Lineage: Eukaryota; Oomycota; Saprolegniomycetes; Saprolegniales; Saprolegniaceae.